CCAUUUUGUUUUUUUGGGGUUGGCUCCAAGAGGUCGGGGGCCCUUUGUGAUUCAUGGAUCUGGGGCUUGUGAAGAGGUGCUUGAAUUUCACUCGGAGGAGGAGGAAGGUGCUGGUUCUGUUGGCUCUAUGUGGGGUGUCUAGUUAUGGCGCGUACAGAGUGUAUCGGAUGCCCUCGGUGGCUAGGAAGAGGAAGAGAGUGAUGAAGCUGUUGGGUGCCGUUGUCUCGAUGGCCGAGAUGGUCUCGGAGUCGGCGGAGACCGCCGGGGUCGUCUCGAGGGACCUGAGGCAGUUCCUGCGGUCUGAUUCUGACCAGAUGCCCAAUAGUUUGAGGCAAAUCGCCAAGAUCGCCAAAUCGGACGAGUUCUGCGAGGGCGUGAGCAAGGUCACGGAGGCCUUGACCGUCGGAAUGUUGCGGGGGUAUAAGGGCGGUGAGGGAAAUGGAGAGAGAUCGGAAGGGAAUCCGGAUUUUUCCGACAGGGUUAUGGAUAGGUUCUUCUCGACCUCAGGGUCUGGUUUUGCUUCGGUUGUUGUUGGAAGUUUUGCUAGGAACUUGGUUAUGGGGUUUUAUGCUGCUAGCUCUACAGAUCGUAGUCAAAAUGGAGAUGGUUCGUCGAAUGAAUCGAGAUGGGUGAAUGUCGCCUCCAACGACAAGUGCAAGGAGCUCAUGGCUAAUUGCAUCCAAAAGUUCGUCAGCACAGCAGUCGAGGUGUAUCUUGACAAGACGAUGAAUAUCAACAUGUAUGAUGAGCUCUUCUCUGGGUUGACAAACCCGAGUCAUCAAGAUAAAGUGAGGGAUAUUCUGGUUACGGUUUGUAAUGGUGCUGUUGAAACAUUGGUGAAAACAUCCCAUGAAGUAUUGACAAGCACAAACUCGUCUUCACCAUCUGGUGCUUCCGUUGGUCAACAAAGAGAAUGGCCUAACAUGAAAGCCGAUAAGGUCUUUGAUAGAGAAGUUAUUUCAAACCUCCAGGCAGAGAGAAUAUCCUCUGAUGGAAUUCAAAGUAGUGAAUGGUUUUCCAGAGCUUCGUCUACAUUGGCUGUGCCCAGUAAUAGGAAGUUUGUGCUUGAUGUGACGGGUAGAGUGACUCUCGAAACGAUAAGGUCUGUCCUCGCAUUUCUGUUAUGGAGGCUGUUUGAUGGUAUUAGACAUGGCGUUGAUAUAGUUCACGAGAAGGUUGUAGACAGGGGACUCCAAGUCAUUAGAUUCUUUGGAACAAAGUCUUAUGUCAUCGUUACUGUAUGUCUCGCUUUGUAUUUGCAUGUUCUUGGUGGAAGUAGAGUUCUUGUACCUGCUUAGAUUAAUGCUUCUUAUAUGUAUCGAGACACCGUCGAAGCAUCAAGUAGUAGGACCUCGCAUUGUUUUGUAUACACCCUGAAAACAUGCGGUGUCGCACUGGUCUGGAUCCUCCUGAAAUAUAUGGAAGAGUGUCUUAAUAUCAAACUGGAAUGGCUGUGCUCUAUUCUUUGACAAAUCUGUUGUCUUUCUUCUGCUUAUUGCAUCUGUGCCAAUCGGGUAGAUGCUGUACAAUUUUAAUGUAUAUAUUCCUGCUUAUCGUUC
Syzygium oleosum is the source of this 1559-nucleotide messenger RNA. Its product is annotated as protein PHLOEM PROTEIN 2-LIKE A10. The record is from RefSeq and is a predicted model, not a curated record. The transcript has a single exon. Bases 54 to 1298 code for a protein of 414 amino acids. NCBI's taxonomy places the organism in Eukaryota, Viridiplantae, Streptophyta, Magnoliopsida, Myrtales, Myrtaceae.